Molecule: messenger RNA, 1368 nt
Organism: Rotaria sp. Silwood1
Lineage: Eukaryota; Metazoa; Rotifera; Eurotatoria; Philodinida; Philodinidae
Source: the annotation of a GenBank genome assembly
AUGGCCUCUGCACAAUUUCAAGUUUUAUCUGCUCUCUGUCGGAUAGUACGUAACAUCGUAUCUGAUGCUGUGAAUGAAUUUUCUGCGACCAUAUUUGUUUCACCACGUGCUCUAUCACGUACCAUCUUUGAUACAUAUACAGACACGCUUGUCGACCAAUUCAACAAAACUACUCUUGAGAAUUUUCGUACACUCAAUGGUUUUAUUUCAUCCAUUAUUGAUGAAAGUCGUUUCAUAUCUGCGUUGCGUACAAAUUUCUAUACUAGAAGUGUGCCUGAUAGUGGCAACUAUACAACUUUUUCUGGUAUCUAUCCACAAAAAGUAAAUCUGACACAAUCUUCAUUUAUGUCAAAUGAAACAUGUCGAUGUGAUCAAACGAGUAAUUGUAUUUACCCUGCUGGUAUCUAUAAUCAAUCAAAAGCCAUUAUUCCGAAUGAAGCAUUUUCAAAUGAUGCAUCACUUCUAUUUGCUGUACCAGGAGUUCAAGUUGGAUGUGUACCUCAAAAUGCAUUACUUCAAUCGACAUUAGAAUGUUUUUAUAAUCAAUCAUGCUUGGAUAUUGUUAUUACAUUAACUGGGGCUCUUCGUACUGUUUCUGCACUAAAUAUUUCGAAUUCUAUUUCUCGAUUUCAUCCAACAACAACUAUCGGUUAUCGAGAUCGUGUAUGGAAUAUGGUUAGGAUAGCCUAUGAAAAAGUUACUACAUUCAAUUUGUUCAAAACGGCUUUAACGGAUGUUGAGCAAGGUAUCUAUUCUACUCGAGUCUAUAUCUUAUUUUUGAUGGUCGGUGUUUAUGUUUUGACCAUCUACUCCACUAAAGUAAUUGGCUCAAAACAAGUUAUCGUUCAAAAUCCAAGUAUCAACCAAUUUGAAGAGCUUAAUAAAAUGUAUUCAUCGAUUCUAUCAUGUCCAUGUAGUCGUUUGUCAAUGCCACGCUCAACGUUCAUGCAUUAUGAAGUACAAUUUCAUCCAUUUUGUACAAGUCGUUUUAUUCGUGAUGAACUUUGGCUUCAAUAUUGGACGAUGGAAUUUCUCAAUGCACUUAAUGCAGACGAUAUGAUCACUUUUAAACCUAAGGAUACGGUCAACGAUUUGAUUAUGGCAGCUUUUAUUGAUCAACAAAUCCAAAUGGCUGAUUAUGAAUCUUACUAUACUCAAUGUCAGCCAGAAAUGUGUAUUUAUACAAUUGAUCAGAAAUUGCAUUCAGUUACUCUUGUUAACUCUGUUAUUGGAUUACUUGGAGGAUUGUCUGUUGUACUACGUCUCUUGAUUCCAUUAUUGAUCAAAAUUAUUUAUGGAAUUUAUCGUUUGUGUCUUCACCGAACACGAGGUAAGAAGCUCUAUGCUUCAGAUAUUGAAGUAUUUUAA